Molecule: messenger RNA, 6084 nt
Organism: Girardinichthys multiradiatus
Lineage: Eukaryota; Metazoa; Chordata; Actinopteri; Cyprinodontiformes; Goodeidae
Gene: kif14
Product: kinesin family member 14
Exons: 29
Coding region: 229-5124 (1631 amino acids)
Biological process (GO): microtubule-based movement
Molecular function (GO): microtubule motor activity; ATP binding; microtubule binding
Source: RefSeq, a predicted model, not a curated record
UGAAAUUGAAGCGGGCGAAGGCGGAAGCGAAGAGGAAAGAAUCCAUAAACAAAAUAACUGUCUUUAGUGGUACAGUUUAGUUCAGAUGAGGUGCCCUCUACUUUUAAAGAGUAUGCUGCAGUGUACUUGAAUUGUUUUUAGUCUAUUUUUAAAUGCUGAUGAGAGAUCGGACUGUGUACAAUUACGGUUGGCGAGCUAAUCUUGAGCGGUUUAAGGAAUAACAUCACAAUGUCUAUAUUUAGCGUACAGGCAAGAAAGCAUACAGCGUAUUAUGACCAUCUAAUGUCAGUAUCGACGUCCAGGACACCCACCGGCAGAGACCGCCUGGGAGAUCUAAAGGUACCAGACACAUCUUUAGGAAAAAGUGGGAUAUCAGGCGCAGAAUCUGCGGCUGAAGACAGCAGGAUAUCUGACAAAAGCCGUCAGGUAAACAGGACUUAUGUCAUCUCUGCGCUGUCAAUGAGCGGCGGCGGGCAGCAGACGCCUUACCGAAGCAGACUCACUCUACAGAGGAGGUCAAGGAGGAAGAGCGGUGCCGAGAAAUCGUUGACUGAAAGAAGCCAGAACAGCACUCCUGCCCCGGAGAAGAGACUGACUCUGCAGCGCAGGACCAGGACUCCCUCCAUGGAUAAAAGCGUGCGUGGACAGCGUGGGGUCAGCGGUAAUGCUGGCCCACAGCCAACACCAAAAGUCCUCAGUGAACCAAACGGCAGGGCGAGUUUAUUUAGGUCGGCAAGUUUAAGAGAAACUACAUCCAAAAUAAAUGGAUCAGACGCCGUAACUCAUGGGGCGCACGCCAAGACGCCUCCGUUUUCUUCCAAGCAUCUAGAUGGCUCGGCUCAUACAUUUAAAACUCCCACCAGAAGGACCCCGUUUGAGAAAAUCGCCGCUAAAAGAGAGGUUUUCGAGAGACUGGCUUGCAAAGAAGCACCCAAACGGGUUGCUGUUAAAUCUGCAAAUCUGGAAAAGCCCAAGUCCAAAGCUCAGAGAGCAGAAAACGCAAAACCAAUCCCAACUCCCAGGGUCAGCAAGGCAUCCUCAGGUGUGCUUAAGGACCACGCUGCUGUGCAGGAGAGAAAGCCAACCACCGCAAAUCAACAUGGGGACGUCACUUUCACAAGGAUGUCCCCCCCAGCCCCUGCUGAGCAACCCCUGAACCAUCCCUGUGAGGCUAAGGCUCAGCAGGAUUCAUUUAAGAUGGAGAACAGUGCAGUGACUGUGGCUGUCCGGGUCCGACCUUUCAGUGCCAGGGAAAAGGCGGAAAAGGCAUCGCAGGUCAUCUUUAUGACUGGCCAGGAGACACACGUCCAGCAUCCAGAGUCCAAGCAGAGCUACUCCUUCACAUACGACUUCUCUUUCUGCUCAGUGGAUGGCAAUGAGCCCACCUUUGCCAGCCAGAAAACAGUCUAUGAGACCCUUGCCAGACCUUUGCUACAGAGAGCCUUUGAAGGAUUUAACACCUGCUUGUUUGCCUACGGCCAGACGGGCUCUGGUAAAUCAUACACGAUGAUGGGCUUUGAGGAGGAGGCUGGGGUCAUCCCACGAUUCUGCCUGGAGCUUUUUAUGAAACUGGCCUCAAUGGAAGACGAAGAGGUGAAAUGUCACGUAGAGAUGAGCUACUUUGAAGUGUAUAAUGAGAAGAUUCAUGAUCUGCUGGUCACAAGGGAGGAACCAAACCAAAGGAAGAUGCCGCUGAGGGUCAGGGAGCAUCCGGUCUAUGGUCCUUAUGUUGCUGAGCUCUCUGCGAAUGUGGUGAGCUCUUACAGUGACAUUCAGUGCUGGCUGGAGCUUGGUAAUAAGCAGAGGGCCACCGCUGCUACAGGAAUGAAUGACAAAAGCUCCAGAUCUCACUCUGUCUUCACCCUGGUUAUGACCCAGACUAAGACUGAGUUUGUGGAGGGAGAGGAACAUGACCACAGCAUCACCAGCAGGAUUAACUUGGUCGACCUUGCAGGCAGCGAGCGCAGCAGCACAGCCCAGACGAGUGGAGACAGACUCAGGGAGGGUGCCAGCAUCAACAAAUCCCUGCUAACACUUGGAAAGGUCAUCUCAGCUCUAUCAGAACAGGUGCUCACCAGGAAGAAGGUCUUUAUACCAUACAGAGAAUCUGUCCUCACAUGGCUGUUGAAGGAGAGCCUUGGAGGUAACUCCAAGACGGCCAUGAUCGCCACCGUGAGCCCGGCGGGCAGCAACGUGGAGGAGAGCCUGAGCACGCUGCGCUACGCUCAGCAGGCCCGCACAAUCAUUAAUGUGGCCAAGGUCAAUGAAGACACCAGCGCCAAGCUCAUCAGAGAGCUGAAGGCAGAGGUGGAGAAACUGCGGGCGGCCCAGACGAGUUCCCAGGGCGUUGAACCAGAGAGAGUCAGGCUGUUCCAGCAGGAGAUCAGCACCUUGAAGAACAAACUCUGUCAACAAGAGAGAGAGAUGGUUGAGGCCAACCGCGCAUGGAGAGAGAAGCUUGAGCAAGCAGAAAUACGUAAACGCGAAGAGACCAAAGAGCUACAGAAAGCCGGUGUGACAUUCAAAGUGGACAACCGUCUUCCCAACCUGGUAAACCUGAACGAGGACCCUCAGCUCUCUGAGAUGCUGCUCUACAUGAUCAAAGAGGGCCAAACCACCGUGGGGAAGCUCAAACCGGACUCCAGUCACGACAUUCAGCUCACCGGAACCCUCAUUGCGGAUCGGCACUGUGUCAUAUCCAACAUCAACAAUACUGUCAGCAUCAUCCCUAUGGAUAAUGCUAAGACCUUUGUCAAUGGAAACCUCAUCUCUGAAUCUACUGUCCUACACCAUGGUGACAGAGUUAUCCUCGGUGGGGACCACUACUUCCGCUUUAAUCAUCCAGCAGAGGUGCAGUCUGGAAAGCGAGUAUCUUGCUGGACUGGAGAUGGCGAUGGACAAAAAGACUUUGAAUUUGCUAAGAAUGAGUUACUCGCAGCUCAACGAGCGAUGCUGGAGGCAGAAAUCGAAGAAGCUCAUUUAAAGGCAAAACAGGAGAUGAUGCAGGGAAUUCAGAUGGCAAAAGAGGUGGCUCAAAAAGAGCUCUCUGACCAGAAGGUCCUUUAUGAAAAUAGGAUCCAAGCCUUGGAGAGAGAACUAAACGAGGAAAACGAGAGAAAGCUUCAGCAAGAGAUGGAUCAGCAGAGGGUGGCUAGCCAGAUGGCAGAACUCAAGAUGGCCAAGCUGGAGUUGGAGAAGGAGGUGGACUCCCAGAAGAGACGCCUCCGUCUCCACAUGGAAGCUCAGGCUAUGGAAGAACAAAGAAUUUGCCAAGCAAAGAUUGUGGAGGCCCUGGAGGCAGAGAAGAGGAAGAUCAGUAAGGAGCUGGAAGAGAUUCAGAAGAAAAGGGCUCUUAGGGAGAAACAAACAUCCAGAAGUGAUACUCCACAGUGGGAUGCCAUGAAGCUGUCCUUGAUGAUUGAGGAGGCCAAUAAAAUCAGUGUCAAACUGAAGAAACACACUCUAUUCAGCAGACAUGAAAGCUCUGAGAUCGAGAACACCCAGCAAGGUGGGAUUCAAGUGCGAGUUCAAAACACAAAACUGGGAAUCUCCACUUUCUGGAGCCUGGAUAAGUUCCAGAACAAUAUGGCAGCAAUGAGAGAGCUUGAGCAGGGGGAUUCCACCUCUAAAGAUGACGAUGUGUUUUAUGACCCUGAUGAUGAGUGGGAGCAAGAUAUCUCAGCCUCCUCUGCUUCCACGUCCUCCUUUUCUCGCCGAAGGAGCAGAAGCCUUCUGAAAACCAAGAGAAUUUCUGGACGUUUGUAUGAAAUCCGGGUCCAUCCGAUUCAGAGCCUCACCAACUCCUCACAUUCUGCUGGGCUGAUGUGCGGAGCGGUCAGACCUCCCUCCAACCAUACAAGCACCACAGAACCAGCUGUUCCCCGCAUCUGCAAGGACUUGAUUGGCCGGUCUGUGUCUCGUCUGGGAAGCUGCAGCGAGACAGAGGAGACCUUGGCAGAUAGACUGAUGUCUGAUCUGAAUCUGGUUUACACAGCUGUCCAAACCAUAUCUGACUUGUAUGAAGGCCUAGAUGAUGACAGCCAGGACAGCGUGUUUGCGUGCAGCGUGGCGGCCCAGACUGAGCUGAUUAAGGCCACUACCGCGUUGGAAACUGCUGUGUUGGUUACCAUGCAGUGGCUGGCCAGUGUUACGCCCUCCUCUUGCUUGCUCUACACUAUUGCUGAAGAACUGAAAAGCCAAGUCAAGAAAAUGGGAGGCUUCUUCCAAAUGCUUAUUCAGGGUUGUGAAUCGGAGAUCACAUCGAUGGUGAAGGAAGCACGGAGGAAGAGCAGUCAGUGCUUGGAUUCGGCGAUCCUUGCGCUUGCCGAGCUGGCAGUGGUGACGGGCAUGCCGCUCAAUGUCAUGGUGGUUGGCAGUCAGGCCACAGGCAAGCAAUCAUGUUUAAGCUGUCUGCAAAGGGGAACCAGUAAGGGUGUGCGCUCUCUCCUGAAGGAAAGCCUUGCCAUCACCAGGGAAAUGCUCAGAGAUGCUCAGCUGGCCUAUCCCAGAAACCCGAUCCUCCAGAGCCUAAAAUCCAAAACUCUCGAUAUGUCUCGUGCCCUGCAGAGCUACAUUCAGUGUCAUAUUUCGGAGCAAGAAUAUGACAUAGAGGAGGUGCAGGAGGAGGAGGAAGACGCAGCCUUGCUCACUCAUUUAAGGAGGAUGAGAACGACGUCGACCAAAUUGUUCCAGCUAAACCAGGCCAUCCAAGAGAUGCACUCCUGUUUGUCUACAGCCCUGCGAGGUAAGGACAGAAAUCCUGACCUUAGCAGCUGCAGAGAGCUGGUCUCCUCUUCUACCAAGGCAGUUGAUGAGCUGGUCACUGGCCUGUUGAAGGAGGGAGCAGAGGCACCGUCCCUGCAGCUUUCCUGUCUUCAGACAGUCGUAUCUGCACGCGACGAGCUCCACUCCGCCCUGCUGUCCUUGUCCUCCUCCUUCUGGAGCCAACAGGGGGUUAGCGACAGCAGAUAUUCAGCCUGUUCAGACAAGAGUUUAGAAAAUAACGACUCCUCCUUCAAAGGGAGAGAGAAAACACACAGUGCUGUUAGAAAUAAAGUUGUGAGUAAAAUAGUGUACUCCCUCGCUCCAGGUGUGCCAUGCAGUGGCAGCCCACACUGGGUGUAAAGUCUCUUUGGGGUUUUUUAUCACAGCUUAUCAUUUUUGAAGAGUUUAUUGUAUAAAUAAAUUGUUGCCUUGAAGACAAAUAAAGAGUUAACCUGCUAGUAUUCAAUUAAUUGUAACAGUACCGGAAACAAUGAUUGUAAAAAAUACAUGCGUGUGGCAUCCACAAAUUGCAGGACAUUUACAAAAUCUUUCUUUGAAAUGGAAAAUAGUGUUGAAGUUUCUUUGAUUUCUCUUCUUGGUAUGGCAAAAACUCGCCCUCCAGUUUGAAUGUAUUUAAGGUAUAUAAACUGAAGCUAAAACCACAUUCAUGAAAGGAUAAAUUGUAAGUAAUUGAUGUUUGGACAAUAUUAGAAAAAAUAAGCCAUCAAGAAGGGAACGGUAUUCGGCAAACUCUCAUUUCAGGACUAUAUAUAUUUUUGAAGACGUGUAAUGUCUCGUUUCCAGGCAGCUCAGGUAUGCUAAUCUGGAAGAAAACCCGUACUUCCUGAUUUUUACACUUUUCUGUACACUGUUUUCUUUUCAAGGUAUAUUUAGUUUGCAUGAGUGUUUUGCUCCUGUAUAUUGUAUCCCUGCAAACGAUUUGCACUCAGACAACAUUUUUACAUUUUGGUUUUCUUCUUUCUUUCAUAUAUUUAUCUAAAUAAACUGCUGUUGUUACCUUUUUAUUGCUGUAGGAAAUCAUACAUCCACCUGCACAACUGCUAAGAAUCAUAUGGCUUGAUUUCACAAGGAUCCAGAUCUUUAGUUUUGGUUCACCAUACACUGCUGGUAAAGAGUGCACCCAUAGAAAGACUUACUUUUAGUGUUUAUAUUUACGCUAGCACUCAUGUGCUUUGUUCUUAGCUGAGCUUUUCAGUUACUGAAAAUGUAUACAAGCCUACAUUAUGUUUAUUUUGAUCUGUGUGUGGUAUUUGUACUUUUUAUAUUUAAAAAACACAAUAAACCAACUCUUCUCCACAA